GCUACUUCCUCUCUGCCGCUCAUUCACAGCGCAUAUAGCGAUAGCCAAGUCCUCGACGUUCCUCUCUGAUCGACCAUCAUAGCGUAAGACGAUUGCAUGCGCAACGGAGUUGAUACUCUUGAGUUGAGCUCAAAAGAAACCAUCCAACAUCCCAGCCAUCAGUCCGCCGUUUCGGACACCAGUAAGAAAUCAAAUUCUUUCUCCUUACUUAUACUCAUCUUCGAUUGUGGUUCCGGACUGUCGGUGUUAAUUUGAGCAGCAACUCACCAUUCAGUCGUUACCUGGCGGUCGUACUGGUAGGACGCGUAGGAUCUUCACUUCAAGUCUGAAGCUGUAGCAAAGGAUACCCUACUCGUUGAAGAGAAUACCUGCAAAUGAACCGAUAGAGAAUAGCAUUUUGUGCAGAAUAAAUUUCUUAGGCGAAAAGAAAACAGGAAUAAGGUGUGUUUGUGCGUUUCGUAGGAAGAUUCAAUCCGCAAGAGAAGAAAUUUAUGCUUUAUGAUUUGACAAAAUCCGAAACGUUUCCGGCUCGACGGUAAAUUGUUCAGUGUUCCAAGACAUAGAAACUGGAGAAAUUAGUCGCUUAAAAGCAUUUCCAUUGUUGGUUUGCUAAUUGAAGUGCUAAUCUUGCUGUUUUCGAGUUUUGACCGGCUAAAACAACUGCUUCGGCGUUUUCUCCGCAGAAAAAGGAAAUUGAAAAGUUGGUGUUAGUGCUGAAUAAUCAAGUUACAGAAUCACAAAAGGCUAAAACAAGAUGGAAUACCGAUGGAUCUAUCUGGUGGCUCAGAUAUUUACGUUACUGCUGUUCUAUAUAGACAUUACACGAGCAACACAGUCCCUUUGGCCAAACUUUCAGACAGAGAAAUGUUCCAGCGGCGGAAGUCUGAAGUACAUCUCCGGUAAUGCUCUGACGGACAGUCCGAACUGCUUGGGACCCAACAAUGCGCCAUACCCAAGCAAUGUGGUAGCACGGACAUUCUCCAACUGGAAUCCCAGCGGAUCGUCCCGGCGGGGGAGAAUGAGCCAGCUGCCCACUUUGGAUCCAAAAGUGAUGCAGCAAACCUUGAUGCAAACCUACAGUGAUGUCAAUGACGUGGCGCAGGAAGACGUCCGAACGCGAUAUAGUCGCUCCGUGGACAAUACUCAGCAGUGUCGUGAUACUCCUUCGCGGUUGUGCAAAACCCGGUACAAUACCACCGCGCCAAUGUACGGAGUUAGUCUCACUUCCGGUCAGCCUGUUACGAUUGUACAGAAAUUUCCAGAUCUCCUGCAGCAGGUUGUGUUUGAAGUGUGCGAAUCAUCCGAAUGCGAUGUUGUCCGGGGUGAAUGCACCCAGACGUAUGUACCCUACCUAUUCCUGGUGAUCCCGUUGGGACCGGUGACGCUGACCGGCCAAGAUUAUGUCCUCGUUGAAAGUGGUUGUGUGUGUAAACCAAAGUAUGCAACGGAGAAACCCCGCGAAUCCGGAGGGAACUUCAUACCCUGAAUGAGCUGAUCCAAGUGACAAAUUGGGAUAACCUACCCAGUAGUACGAUUAGGAACUUAGAGGCAAAUGUAGCACGAGUGUGAAUUGAAGUGAUGUUUUUUACGAUACGGUUUCUUGGAGACCAUAGCAAGUCAAUGAGCAAAAACGGAUUAUCUAUAUGGAAACAUUCAUUGAAUACGUCACGCAAAAAUCCACCUCCAUUGACACGUUUUCAGCGUAAGUUCGAAGUAUAUUGAACUUAGGAUAAGUGUAACAGUUAGAACCAUAGUGAUUUUCUAUUUCGCUCUAAGUGAUCAUAUUGAACCUUUGCAUUAAAAAUAAUUUUGUUUUGUUUUAGUAGUAACAUAUUCAAUUUAUUAUUGGAAUUUAAAUACUUUCAAAAUUUUACAUAUAACAAAAUAGGGAACAACUAUUGUUAUAAUUGGUACAAAUUCCUAUAAUUACAUUUCGAAAUUUUCAUCCUUCAUCCCUGAUGUGUGACACGAUUUAUGGAUGCUUUCCAUUAAUUAAAAAAAAAA
Messenger RNA from Aedes aegypti (yellow fever mosquito), 2004 nucleotides. RefSeq lists its product as uncharacterized. Bases 755 to 1486 code for a protein of 243 amino acids. The transcript has 5 exons. NCBI's taxonomy places the organism in Eukaryota, Metazoa, Arthropoda, Insecta, Diptera, Culicidae. The record is from RefSeq and is a predicted model, not a curated record.